AUGGCUGUUUUACAAGCAGGCAAUACGCACCGACUUCAAAACACCAAAGACGACCAGGCAAGGCCCCCUGAGAGGUUUAGGGCUGAGGACUCCACUGUACGGCUGGAGAUUAAGUCCACCCCCAGGUAUAUGACCCUGAUGGCAGUCACCACCGCUCCGCCUCCUGUGGCUAUCGUCCCUCCAAUGAGUCCACAGCAGUCCCCAGGGCCCAUGGAGACAGAGAAUGCAGGCAAUGAGGUGCCAUUUAAGAUUUUACAGGCCUGGUCCAUCAACGAACAACAGGCGGAAAGCCUGUGGGAUAGAGCUAAAGAUGAUGCAAGUUCUCUAUCUGUCCCAAAUGAGAUGGUUCAAGUUGAGAGUGUUAUGGAGUGUGAUAAGCCUGUAGAUGCAUCUGCAACAAGUUCACUGGCAUCUACUGGAGAGGACAAUGAUGAGGUCCUUCAUGUCAAUCCACAGAUUGACAAGAUUUCACCUUCACCAUUUGUCCACACCAACCCUCAGGCAACUGAUAUUGUACGCAUAGGUGGUACACAGACAAUUGUGGACGUUAGCGCUAAUGGCGCAGAUGAGAGAACUCUUGAUUUGUCCACAAUUGCUGGGGUUCAGUUCAAGUUAAGUACGCUUCAGCAACUGGUUACUUAUCUGGAGAGUGCAGCAACAAUCACAGAGGCAAAGGAUGGUUUUCUAGAGGCCAUAUUGGAGCGGUAUUGGGGCGGGGAUACCUCUUACCUGGUAGAAACUUUAAAAUAUAAAAUGGAUGAGAAAAACAUGCAGGAUGUGUCUGCCUGGGCCGUAGAGGAUGAGAAGGCAGUGGUUUUCUUUGCAGUCAGUGGUAUAACACUGGGGGAAGUGAUCGAGAACUUUCCCAUUCCAGCACAUGUUGACAGCUCUUCCCAAGUAGGUUACAGGUCAUCAUGUUUAAAUGUCAAUGAGAAGCCGUAUGACAUUGACAAAGAAUCUGGAAGAGCUUGGUCUGUGUGUUUCAUACCAGAUAAAGCAGAGGAGAGUUCCAAAGUGGUUGGGGGAGUCAAAAUGGAUGACACCUUCGACAGUAAGAUGGAGACUGUAGACUUGCCUGCACGACAACCUGUUGAAGCAGAAGCAACAGACUCAGACCUCGCAACAAACACAGACUCAGAGACAGACCCCCUUUCUCCAAUGAUUUUGACUGUCCUCACAUCAGAGGAUGCUGUGAGACUGCUUGCUGAAACAGAGGCAACAGACACAGACCUCACAACAGACUUGGACACAGACCUCCUUUCCCCAAUGAAUUUGACCAUCCUGACAUCUGAGGAUGCCAUGAGACUGUUUUGCCAGAUCGAAAAUGGCUCUGACCUCCAACUCGGGUCCCCUGAACCAUGCUCUGAAAACAAAGAUAAGACACAGACAAAGCAACUAGAGAAUAUAGUAAGUGGCAGCUUAGAUAAGUCUUGCUACUGUCCUUGUAUUAUUGAAACUGACAAUGGGUUUGAAAGUGGCCUAUGCUCCAGUUGUCAGAGAGAGAAAGGAUUGCAGCAAGGUACAAGAUGCAUAACAAUCGCUCACUGCUUUUCCCUGUCAGAUACAAGCGACAAUUCAGAUCAGGAGACAGAAGCAACCGACUCAGACCUCGCAACUAACACAGCCCUCAUGAUGGACGCAGACCCCCCAACAGACGCAGACUCCGAGACAGAACCCCUUUCUCCAAUGAUUUUGACCGUCCUUACAUCAGAGGAUGCUGUGAGACUGCUUGCUGAAACAGACUCUGGGGGGAAGGCGACUGUGGACAAUCAAUGCAGGGACAAGAAGCAGAUGCAAUCAACUGAAGAAGAGGGUGAUGACAAUCAAUUCAGUGACAUUAAAACAGAGGGAGAAAUGCAGCAAUGUACAAACGUCGUACCGAUCACAUACUUUUUUUUCUGGUCAGAAACUAGUGAGGAUUCAGAUCAGGAGACAGAGGAGAACCCUAAUGAACAACAUGCUCAGAUUGAGGCUCAUGCUUCUAAUGUUAAAAGGACGGAGCCUGAAACUGAUGCCAAAGAACCAUGUGAGUCAGCCCAAGAACAUACUACCCAAAGCAAAGUCAGUCCUAGUUCUGAGGAUAGGGAAAGAUGGCAAGAGAAGGACCAAGACUGUAGGAUGAGUACAUCACCACUUCCCAAGGUUGAAACCCCUUCUAAGUUAAGAGCUAACAUCAUAGCAGACAACUGGUGUUCACCUAUAGAGGACUGUGGUUCACCUGUAGAUAAGUAUGACAAAGUUGCGGACUUUUUCACCCAAUACAAAACCUGUAAUUCAAAGAAAAAUAUAUAUAUGUAUAUGGAAAAGGAGAAUACCCUCCAUCCAAAGUCAUCUGAUAGACAAAAGCUCAAGAAAAGCCAUGGGAGAGCAGAGAGGAGACGGUCACCAUCCCAACCCCCUAAGAGCUCUGGGGUGAAGGCAACUGUGAAUAAUCAACGCAGGAACAAGAAGCCACAUGCGUCAAACAAGAGUAGACAUUCGACUAAGAGUGAUGAAAAUCAUUGCAAAGACAAGAAGAGGGGAUCAUCAACUGAGAAAGAGAGCGAGGACAAUCAAAGUAGGGAUAAGAAGAGGAGACCUUCAAUUGAAAAAGUGGGUGAGGGCAGUCAAUCUAGGGACAAAAUGUCACAGAAGAGGAGAAAUUCAACUGAAACUGAAGGCAGGAACUCUGGUGACUCCAAAGAGUUGCAGUACCAGUUGGUGGAAAGAGAGAGGGACAGCGGCAGUGGAAACGCACCGCCGUGCCCUGCGGUGAAAACCCCCCAUGUGCAGGGGUCCUCAACUACCACUGUUCCUCUCAAACUCUGCAUUAACGUUACUGAGGAAGUCCCCAAAAUGCCAAUGGAACAGCCAAAAACUAAAUCCCCGAACAAAACUAUCAGACACCGCUCCCCUGCAAAGUCAGUGUCUCCUGUUGUCAAAGAGAGGCCGAGGAACGGCGUCAAACACAAGCAAGAAAUUCAAUGCCUAAAAGUCAGAUUGGAAAAGCUGUCCUCAUCCAAACAUCUUGUCAGGAAAGGUUCUCCACCAAGCCGGAAGAGAGAGGAAGGUUCCCCACCAAGGCAGAAGAGAGAGGAAGUUUCCCCACCAAGGCAGAAGAGGGUGGAGGAUAGAGGAUACCCUGGGGGUUUAGGGGUAAAGUUUUCUAUGAAUCCUGACUCGUCCAUGAAACUAAAACGUAAGGCAGAGAGCGACUUGACAUCCCAACAGAAGUUGACAAAGAUUCCGAAGGUGUUGAAUAGUAAUGAGAAAGGAAGGUUUUCAAAAAGCGAGUGUGAGAACGACUCGCCACCCCCCAAGCCAAAGUUGCCAAGGAUUCCCAAGCUUCCGAGGACUCCAGAGGUUUCAAAGGAUGGGAAUGAGGGAGAGAACAGAGAAGAGACAUCUCCCAGUGCUUCACCUGAAUCACAAACACUGAACAACCCUGCAAAGGUGGCACACAAGCCGAAACCUUUUAUCAAGCCUGCCAGUCCCCAUGGUAAUAGUCCAGGUAGUCAUGCAUGCCCUAAUCCGGCCAGGGUAUCGCCGCCAUAUGACAAUGGACAUUUUGGGGCAAAAGUCUCUGCGAGGCAGCAUGUGUUCUCUGAUUGGGAGAGCAGCUUUGUCCCGACUCCAACCCCCCGGACUCGCAGACGAUCAGGGUGUCCUCCAGAGGAAGUGGAAGGUCCACAGGCCAGUCCCAGGUCCAGCUCGGAGACCAGGAUCAUCCGACCCAUUCUAAAAUGUGUCGAUGCUUCGCCAAAACCCAAGCGGAACAUCAGCUUCGCUUUGAAUCCAAGGACGGUGCACUACUUCAAGCCCUGUGAAUAUGAAAAUGACGUCAUGUUCAACAGGUCUUACACGGAUCCUGAAGAUGCACAGCAUUCUAACGAGGAAGAGGAAGAUGCUCCUGUGAAUUGCCAGAACACGAAGGAACAGCACCCUGUUAGGGAAGAGAAGCGGCAAGAUAUAGGGGAGCUGAAGCCUGGACCAAGCGGUGCAUGUGAAAAGAGCUUCAAAAGGAAACGUGAAAUACAUGAGCCUGCUGCCAUUUUGAUGAAGAAGAGCAUUGUUCAGGCAAACCAUUGGAUGAAGUGUCUCCAUCGUGAACCUCCGAAAGACUCCAGACACUCGGGUAAGGACACCAAUCACAAGCCACUGUCAAACGAAUAUGGUAUGUAUUCCCUCAAAGUUUUUGUGUAAUAUGUAUAGCUAGCAUUGGCAUGAAAAACGAACACACAGAAUAACACACUACAGGUCAAUAUUUAGUUAAAUUUUAUUCGAUUUCCAGUCAUUGACAAGUUCUUCUGGUUACAGCAAAAAAAACUGGAGUUGGUUACAAGUGGUCAGAGAAGCAGAAGAAGUGGCCAAAUGAAAUUGAAGGUAAGUCGCAGGCUAUGGUAGGCUACUUUUACAUUUGCGUUAAUGAUUUCCCAGUAUUUCAAACAAAGUUGUAUAUGUAUUUUAGGAAAAUGUCAGACGUAGACAGUUUGAUGUUGGGUUCUGAUUGGAAUCAUCUAGAUCAGGGUUUCCCAAAGUCGGUCCUGGGCCCCCCGGGUGCACGUUUUGGUUUUUGCCCUUGCACUACACAUCUGAUUCAAAUAACCAAAGCUUGAUGAUGAGUUGUUUGUUUGAAUCAGCUGUGUAGUGCUCAAGCAAAAACCAAAAUGUGCAUCCAGGGAGAGCCCCCAGGACGGACUUUGGGAAACCCUGAUCUAAAUGAAAGGGUAUUAUGUUAUUUAUAGGAGCUGAGUAGUGAAUGCAAAUGUAUCAUGCUAUUGUACACAGGCCUGUGAGCCUGGGUCAAUAUGACCUAAGUGAGAGGGGUGACACAGAAUACUGGUGGGCAGACAGGUGUAUUUCCCAACUCUCACAGGAUGUGACUCAAUGCAUUACCAUAUGGAUUUGAUAAGGGUCAUUCCAUUUGAUUUCAUUCACUUUUUGACCACACCACUUUUGAUUUGAACAAACCUUCCCAUACCUAUUUGCCCAUGGUAGAAGAUGUCAGAAAGUGACAUUUUGGACCUUAUCGAUGAUAACCAACUUGUUGUUAGGUAACUGAAACCUAUAUAAGUGCGACUUGUUUUGACUGGGUUGGAACAUGUUCUAGCCAUGCUCUGAGUAUAUUCUGAGGCAGUGUUCCUAGGAUCCUGUGUACGGUGAAUAAAUAGACUUCUGAACUGAAAAGUCACCUUACUGAUCAUUCAUCUCCACUUGGAAAGCCAGUAACUGGGGGACGGCUAUUUCCUACAGUGCUAAUGUAAAUAUUUCUCACCUGCUUGCUUAUGUUUGCCUCUUAGGUUCCUCUCCGAAUGCAAGCUCCCCUCACAGUAACCAUCCAGGUUCCUCUCAGAAUGCAAGCCCCCCUCACAGUAACCAUCCAAGUUCCUCUCAGAAUGCAAGCUCCCCUCACAGUAACCAUCCAGGUUCCUCUCAGAAUGCAAGCCUCCCUCACAGUAACCAUCCAAGUUCCUCUCAGAAUGCAAGCUCCCCUCACAGUAACCAUCCAGGUUCCUCUCAGAAUGCAAGUCACCAUUCAGGUUCCUCUCAGAAUGUAAGCCCUCCUCGGGGUCACUAUUCAUCCUCCAGCCAAUUGAGAAGAGUUGAGCCAACAGCCAGGCACCAUAGCUCGCCCAUGAACGAAUGAAACGAGCGGUGGUCAGGAGACAGACGUGAUUCGUAAGCCAAUCAGUCGGCCCUGACAGGAUACACCAGACAACAGUAAUUGAUGGGAACUGGCAAAGACAAUACUUUUACCUCAUACCUGACAUUGUGCAUAUGCUGUUCUUUUUAAAAACUUGAAACAACUACUUACAGUGCCUAUAAAGCCAUAUUUAGGCUACAUUAUGCAGUUUACUUUUCUACAUGUUUUUAAAUGAAUACAUUUCUCUCUCUCUAUAAUAGGUUCGGUUAGCUGUGGUUGAAACAGUCAGAAGUGUGUUUUAUAUACUAUGUAUAUGUGUUAUUGUAACUCUUGACAUCUAACGGUGAUUGGUGUUUGGUUACCCGUAUUCCUAUAGUAUUGUUUGCCUACAUUGUUAGGGCAUCAUAGUGAUUGAAUCAUCAUAGUGAUGGUAUUGGAUUUAGUUUGUUUCUAGUAUUUGUAUUGUCUAUUACUAUUGCAGUCAGAACUAAAGCUAAAGGGGAGAAACCAGACUGAACUUAUUGUUUAACGAGAUUCUGCUGUCCCAUACACAAAAAAUGUGUCAAUUGUAACAGGUGUUUAUUAACACUGGUGGUAAAGUGGGUAAAUAUAUCAUGGAUAUCCAACAUCAAAUUAUGUUUGAAAGCCAUUAUGUCACUAUGUUUAUAGUUAUCUGUGGCCAUAGAUGUUGUUUGUAGUUAAAUUCAACUGAUACUGCUGAUGUUCUGAGUAUUGAGGAAUGUAUGUACUUACUUGUACUACGUCUUAAAAAUUGUUCGAAAUGCCAAGUUUAGUUUUUAAUAUCUGUCAGUUUUUGUCAGUUUUGAUGCUGUAUUAUGUUUUACCUCUUUUUACUGUAUUGUUACGGCACUGAACUAACAUAAAUACAGAAAAUACAUUUUUGUUGUUGCCUAUCCUCUCAGACUACACAGCAUCCAAUGAAGAUAAUUGUAGUAUUAUUUACCCCCUCCACCAGGCAGACCACAUUUGAGACACACAGUUACACCACCAGAGGGAAGCAAAGUACUAUUUUAAUGUUCCUUUCAUUUCAGUCACUCACUUGUGCAAGGCUUCUGGGUCCUCCUAUGUGUUGAGACUUGAGACUCACAUAGGUGAAUGGAUAAGAACAGAUAACAGAGGGGAAUCUUCAGUCAUAUUUUCUGUUUCUGGAGGCCUGUUGAGAAUGUAUAGUUAAGCAAUAAGGGUUCAAAUCUAGCCAGUAUUCAAGCAAUCCAUGAGAGAUACUUUUUAUUUAUUUUCUUCCCCAAUUUCGUGGUAUCCAAUUGGUAGUUGCAGUCUUGUCCCAUCGCUACGACUCCCGUACGGGAGAGGCAAGGGUCGAGAGUCGUGCGUCCUCCGAAACACAACCCAUCCUAGCCGCACCAAUAUGCCAGAGGAAACACCGUACACCUGGCGACCGAGUCAGCGUGCACUGCCCCGGCCCGCCACAGGAGUCGCUAGUGCGCGAUGGUAUAAGGACAUCCCUGCCGGCCAAACCCUCUCCUAGCCUGGACGGCGCUGGGCCAAUUGUGCGUCACCCCAUGGGUCUCCCGGUCGCGGCCGUCUGCGACAUAGCCUGGAAUCAAACCAGGCUCUCUAGUGUCACAUCUAGCACUGCGAUGCAGUGCCUUAAACCACUGCGCCACUCGGGAGGCCCAUGAAAGAGAAUUAUGGAGUAAGCCAAUGUAACAGGAGCCUUUCUCCUCCAUCCUCCUCCCUGUUCUCCCCUCUUAUUCCUCGGUCUCUGUGACAGGAAGACAGUUUCUCAACAAUUGGUCAUAAUAUUCGACUGUCCUCUGAACGGCUGUAAAUGAGCUGUGUGUGUUUUGAUCUCAGCAGCACAGAUGUCAGAGGAGAGGCCCUUCCCAACACGGUGCUAA
Messenger RNA from Coregonus sp. 'balchen', 7503 nucleotides. The record is from the annotation of a GenBank genome assembly. NCBI's taxonomy places the organism in Eukaryota, Metazoa, Chordata, Actinopteri, Salmoniformes, Salmonidae.